AUGCGGGCUGUUAUACAACGUGUUGCCAAAGCGUCUGUGAAGGUUGGAGAAGAAGUGGUAGGCUCUAUAGGAAGAGGAGUUUGCGUUUUCGUUGGAAUAUCCAGGGAAGACAGUGAUGAUGAUAUCGAAUACAUUGUCCGAAAAAUCCUUAAUAUUCGUUUGUUUGAGUCAGAAAAGAAACGAUGGGAUAAGUCUGUCAAAGAUGAAGGACUGGAAGUCCUUUGUGUCAGCCAAUUCACGCUGUAUGGAUUUCUAAAGGGUAAUAAGCUAGAUUUUCACAAUUCAAUGAAUCCUGAAGACGCUUCUGUGUUCUACAGCCGCUUUAUGGAUCGGUUACGCUCGUCUUAUGUGACUGAGAAGAUACAGGAUGGACGUUUCGCUGCUAUGAUGAAUGUUGAAAUUAUUAAUGAUGGCCCAGUCACAAUAAAUCUAGACAGUAAGAAUAGAGAAUGA
Messenger RNA from Necator americanus (New World hookworm), 453 nucleotides. RefSeq lists its product as uncharacterized. Bases 1 to 453 code for a protein of 150 amino acids. Gene Ontology annotation, molecular function: D-tyrosyl-tRNA(Tyr) deacylase activity. The transcript is spliced from 4 exons. The record is from RefSeq and is a predicted model, not a curated record. Gene Ontology annotation, biological process: tRNA metabolic process. Gene Ontology annotation, cellular component: cytoplasm. Lineage: Eukaryota; Metazoa; Nematoda; Chromadorea; Rhabditida; Ancylostomatidae.